Molecule: messenger RNA, 1058 nt
Organism: Bactrocera tryoni
Lineage: Eukaryota; Metazoa; Arthropoda; Insecta; Diptera; Tephritidae
Product: E3 SUMO-protein ligase ZBED1-like
Exons: 2
Coding region: 21-1031 (336 amino acids)
Molecular function (GO): protein dimerization activity
Source: RefSeq, a predicted model, not a curated record
CUUGUGAGCUGCUUAAAAUCAUGCAUAUUCCCUGUUUUGCACAUACGAUAAAUUUAUUAGUGCAAGAUGUGCUAAAGCUGCCAUGCGUUUCCGAAAUUAUUGUGAAGUGCAAGCGCACAGUCGCUUUUUUUAAAGCGAGCAAUAUAGCUUAUGCUAAAUUCAAGGAAGAGCAAGGCGUUAAUAAGCCGUACAGUUUGAUCCAGGAGGUUCCUACGCGUUGGAAUAGUGCUCUCUUUAUGAUGCAGCGUAUUUUGGAGACAAAUGAAGCAAUCUCGAGAGUUCUUUUGAAAACCCCAAAGUCUUUACCGCCGUUUACUGCAGACGAAAUAACACUCAUAAAGGAACUGGUUGAGAUACUUAAUCCAUUUCAGGAUGCAACCGUAUCCGUUUCUGCAGACACAAAAGUGACUAUAUCACUGAUCAUUCCAACAUGCUGUGAGCUGCGCAAACAAAUAUUUGAAAUGAACUCUUUCAUAUCUCCAGAGGCUAAACUAGUCGUCGACUACCUAAGGGUCCGAAUGGCAGAGAGAUUUUCACAGUACGAGGAGCGUACCGCGACAAGGCUUGCAACCAUUUUGGACCCACGGUUCAAAAAGGAUGGAUUCCUGCAGCCAUCAAAUGCUGAGCAGGCUAAAAAAGCCUUAGAGUUAGAAGUCUCCACAUUUUUGUCAAAAACAACACCACGUCCACAGCCAACACCACCACAACCCAAACGCUUUUCCUUCAUGAGUCAAAAGCUGGAGGAUAAAGUAAAAUCAAAUAAAGCUGACGCCAUAAUUCUUUUGCGCCAAUAUUUUGAAACGGCGCAUGAAGCUGAAGAAGUCAAUCCACUUGACUAUUGGAAGGAGCAUACAAAGGAUACGACAGCUUUAGCAAUAUUAUCAAAGAAGUAUUUUUGCGUACCAGCGUCUUCCUGCGCUUCUGAACGAGCGUUCAGCAAAGCUGGACAAAUUGUAUCGGACAGGAGAUGCGCUUUAAAAUCGAAUAUAGUAGAUAAGCUACUUUUUCUCAACAAAAAUCAAAAACAAUGAUCUCUUAAUAAAUUUGUUAAGUUUUAA